Messenger RNA from Trichomonas vaginalis G3, 1500 nucleotides. RefSeq names its product myotrophin family. Lineage: Eukaryota; Parabasalia; Trichomonadida; Trichomonadidae. The coding region runs from base 1 to 1500 and encodes 499 amino acids. Gene Ontology annotation, molecular function: protein binding. The transcript has a single exon. The record is from RefSeq and is a predicted model, not a curated record. Gene Ontology annotation, cellular component: cytoplasm.
AUGAUUUCAAAUUUAAAUACCAAAAUUACACAGAAAGAUUUUCAAUAUUCCCUGAUUGGUGGUAAUGCUGAUAUCAUCAAUGAAUGUUUUAAGAAUCAUUCAAUCGAUGAAAUAUGCAUGGAAUACAUUAUUGAAUCGCAUAACAACACAUAUCUUGAAUAUAUCUUUGAAAUGGACUUGGUUAAUCUUUCUUAUAUUUAUAUCGAAUCAAUUAUCAGAUCUCAAAACAUGAAUGCUUUCCUCCUAGUAUAUGAAAAAAAUAAAAAUUGCAUAAUUCCAUGGUGUGCUGCUUUGAAACCGUGUUAUGCUUUUCUUCAAGAAGAAAAUAUAAAUAUUUUAGCGAGAACUUCAGACCAAUGGACACUACUUCAUUAUGCAACUGCAUAUAAUAAUGUAGAAUUAUGCAAACGUUUUUCAGGCUCUCAAGAUUUGAUAAAUGAACGAGAUGACAAAGGUAGGUCAGCUCUUCAUUUUGGAGUUAUCAAUAAUAAUAAAGAAAUUGUAGAAAUUCUAAUUUCCAAUGGUGCUGACAUCAAUGCUAAGGAUAAUGAAGGGGCAACGGCACUUCAUAUAGCAGCACGGAUGAAUAGAAAAGAAAUUGCUGAAAUUCUUAUUGCCCAUGGUUCUGAUGUUAAUAUUCAAGAUAAUGAUUCAGAUGGGAGAACUCCAUUGCACUAUGCUACAGAACAUAAUAGUAUAGAUGUCUUAAAGGUCCUUAUUUCAAAUAAAGUGGAUAUAAAUGCAAAAGAUAAGAAUGGUUAUUCUGCAUUGCACAUUGCUGCUGAUUGCAAUUAUAGAGAUUUUGCAGAUCUAUUAAUUUCGAAUGGUGCAGAAAUAAAUGCAAGUGAUAAAAAUGGAGUAACAGCGUUACACAUUUCCUCGAUAAGGAAUAGUGUCCAAGUAGGAAAGUUAUUAAUAAUGUCAAAUGUCGAUAUUAAUGCAAAAGAUAUCUAUGGUCAGAAUGCCAUUCAUUUGGCAGCCAUACAUAACUGUAAAGAGAUUAUAAAAUUGCUCAUUUCUCAUGGUGCAGAUCUAUCCUCAAAAUCUAAUUCAGGAAAGAUUGCUCUUCAUUUUGCAGCAAGUAAUAACAGUGUGGAUGUAAUAGAUGAUCUUAUUAUGCAUGGUUCAGAUAUUAAUUCUAAAGAUAAUUAUGGGAAAACUGCACUUCAUGAAGCAGCAAUAAAUAGUAGUAAAGAACUAGCAGAAUGCCUUAUAUUACAUGGUAUUAAAAUUAAUACUGCCGAUAAUGAAGGGUAUACAGCCCUUUAUUAUGCUUUAAAAAAUGGGAAAAUGGAAACAGCUGAGCUCCUUAAAUCGCAUGGAGCUAUCGAAUCCGUACAGAAUAGAGCUAUCGGAUCCAUACAGAAUACAUCCUCCAAUAGUGAAGUUACAAAAACAAAAGAAGAACCAGAAAAUGACUUGCUUUAUGGUUGUAUGGGUUUAGGUAUGUUAUCCUUAUGGUCUUAUGGAAUAUAUAAAUCAAUUUCAUUUUUCUUUUAG